This is a messenger RNA of Rotaria sp. Silwood2, 687 nucleotides long. Lineage: Eukaryota; Metazoa; Rotifera; Eurotatoria; Philodinida; Philodinidae. The record is from the annotation of a GenBank genome assembly.
AUGCACAUUUGGAGGAAGGAAUGGAAAAUUGCUCGAACAAUAUGUCUCAAUAAAAGCGACAAUCAUGCACCAACUCCAAAUCAAUUACGUCCUAUCUCUAUGUUGCCAACAUUUAGUAAAAUCUAUGAACGAUUAUUUCUCAUUAGAUUCAAUAGCUGGUCAUAUAAAAUGAAUAUUUUGCCUUCCCAACAAUCAGGUGCAAGACCCCAUCAAGCAACAAUAUCCAGAAUUAACUGCUUAUUGGAACAAAUGACCCAAUCCCAACGCUACAAUUCAUUCAUUCCGGUUGUUUAUAUUGAUUUUUUGCAAGCAUUUGACAAACUCUGGCAUCAAGGACUGCUACCAAACCUAAAAAGACUUGAUUGUUCUUCAUCUUAUCUUGUUUGGUUAGCUAAUUAUUUCUCAAAUCGGACUCUGAAAAUUGAUUAUGGUGGAGUGGUAUCAACAUUAAUCAACGUCGAACGAGGAGCUCAUCAAGGAAGUUGCCUUGGACCUGUAAUGUAUGUCAUUAGUCAUCAUGAUCUCCCCCAAUGCUUUCGUGACCCAACACAUGUUCAUGCAUAUGUUGAUGAUAUUGCUAUUGCUUAUGUACCAUCCAUUCACCUGAAGUACAAACUCCAAGUCGUCGAAAUCGAAGAACGUAUUAAUAAUGAUAUCUUAAUGCUGCGACAAUACGCGAACGACUAG